Molecule: messenger RNA, 3478 nt
Organism: Anopheles coustani
Lineage: Eukaryota; Metazoa; Arthropoda; Insecta; Diptera; Culicidae
Gene: Mef2
Product: myocyte-specific enhancer factor 2
Exons: 9
Coding region: 1772-3478 (568 amino acids)
Biological process (GO): positive regulation of transcription by RNA polymerase II; cell differentiation
Molecular function (GO): RNA polymerase II cis-regulatory region sequence-specific DNA binding; protein dimerization activity; DNA-binding transcription factor activity, RNA polymerase II-specific
Source: RefSeq, a predicted model, not a curated record
CCAGCGACAAGUGGACAGAAAAUUCACUCUGUCGUCAUUCGACUUACGACGGUGGAAAUCCUUGUUUUGAAGAAAAAUCGUUUGUUUGCAUGAAGCGGUUGAUCCUGAGAGAUCUGUCUCGUUCGUAUCUGAAGGGGAAAACGCAUAGGAGGUUCGUUUUCUUGUGACUUGCAAUCAAGAGCCUUCCCCAUUCGAUUGUAGUUCCCUGGUGACUAGCAGUUGCAGUUCUUUUUAUUUGCAGUGCAAAGUAAGAAUCACUUCCUGAAAAACUGGUGUACAUGACUGUGGUGAAACACCCUAAAAAUCAUGGUCGAGUGUGUAUAGCACGUGGCCAAAUUCUAAUGUGCCAUUAGUGAAUAUCGUAGACUUGAACCGUAAUAAAAUUUGCGUGGAGUGUAAGUGGAGCAUAGGAUCAGACCGUUUAUGUAGGAGGUAGUGAAAAUAUCAGCUGAUAUAGUGGCACUGUGCAACAGGGUUGAAUCAUGCAAGUGCUUGUAUGUAGAAGUUGUGCAAAAUAGUAAUUUGGUAUCAAAAUGUUGAAUAUCGUCGCGUUAGCAAAAAGUUCAGGUUUCGUCGCGAGAGAUACGCCAACAAUGUCCAGAAGAUCCACUUGACAGUGAUAUAACAACAAAUAAUAAGGAGGGAGAAUAAAAAUACUACAGCUACGACGAGCAGAGGAAUUUGUUUAUUUUGAAAAGGUUCUUGUGAAGUGCUUUUGUGCUAAUCACGGUCACCGGUGGUGGUACGUAGAUGGCUUUAAACGGCAUAGCAAUCAUACCAACCAUAUGAUUGGUGGAAGCUUACUCAAUAAGACGCUCUUGCAAAAACCGUACCAAAACAUAAUCUACUUGAAAGGGUCAGUGGCUUGCGGCAUUAAAAAACACGGUACGUAACAAUCUGCUAGAGAAAACUUGCUAUCAAGUGGGGAAGGAAACAGCGAGUGAUAAUUGAUAGCGACUAUACGAAGCUUAAAAGCGAAAGGAAGAAUAAUACGAAACAGAACAGAUUACAGAUAAUUCAACGAGAGUCGAAGAAGUGUGUUUACAGACGACUGGAAGCGUAAGGAAGAGAGCAGGGGAGACUGCAUUAGAAGUCCAAGUAGCAGAAGUGGAAUGCAAGAAUUUGGUAGUUUGUUCCCAGUACCGCGUGUGACCAAUGUGCGUGCAUAAAUAUAGCAAAUCGAAGCGUAACGCAUGACAGAGGAAAGGAUGUUGAUAUAAAUCGCAAAAUGGAAAAAUUCAAAUGUGUAUGCCUAGUAGUUCUACAAUAUUUCGGUGAAGCCUUUUAAGAUUCACUUGUUCACAUUGAAACAGAAGCAAAGUUGUACAUGUGCACUAAUACUUAUAGCUGAAUCUAUUGCUCACCGGUGACAUUUGACGAUGCUCGCAUAUUAAAGCUACUGCAGGACAAAGUGGGCAACCAGGUGAGCUGUAGUGUGUGGCUGGAAAUUGGAAGAGUAACAUCGGUUUGCGGCCAGGUGCAAGUGAAUUGCAGUUUGUUCGGUCAAGGGUGGUAAGUCCUUCAUCUUGACCAGUUAUACGGGGACCACCCCAUGGGUCGCAGUUGUUAGAAGGCGGUCAUUCACUUAUCGUGCCAUCGCUUAUCAUGAAACUUUGGAUAAAACUGGAAGAAAUACUCAGUAACGAGCGGAAAGUGGAGAACCAGAAGUGAAACCGUCGAAAGAAUUCGUUGAGAGGCUGGUAAUACUGUCCGGAUUUAUUUGGGCGGAUCGUUCGGCGGAAAUCACAGCGAUUAAGACAAGACUGUUACGAUGGGCCGAAAAAAGAUACAGAUUUCCCGGAUAACGGACGAGCGGAACCGACAGGUGACGUUCAACAAGCGCAAAUUUGGAGUCAUGAAAAAGGCGUACGAGCUAUCCGUGCUGUGCGACUGCGAGAUUGCGCUGAUCAUUUUCAGCAGUAGCAACAAGCUGUACCAAUAUGCCAGCACGGACAUGGACAAGGUGCUGCUGAAGUACACGGAGUACAACGAGCCGCACGAGUCGCUGACGAACAAGAACAUAAUUGAGAAAGAAAACAAAAAUGGCACGAUGUCACCUGACUCGCCGGAACCGGAAGAUAGCUACACACUGACGCCCCGCACCGAGGCCAAGUACAACAAGAUCGACGAGGACUUUCAGAUCAUGAUGCAGCGCAACCAGCAGCUGACGACGGGCAGCGGCACGCGGAGCAACAUGGCCACCGGUAGCUACUCACUGCCGGUUUCCGUGCCCGUCUCCGUGCCGGUGAUUGGCACGUACAACGACUCGAUGCUGCAGAGCAGUCCGCAGAUGGCACACAAUAGUAUUAGUCCGAGGCCUUCCAGUUCAGAAACGGACUCGGUUUAUCCGUCCGGUGGCAUAUUGGAAAUGUCCAACGGGUACCCACAUUCGGCGUCACCUCUUGGCGGAUCUCCCAGUCCCGGGCCGAGUCCAGGUAUUGGCUCUCUUCAGGCACAUAACAAUAACAAUAAUACCCAUAACACCCAUAACAAAAAGUUCCAUUUUGAAAACGCAGUGCAAACGAUAAAACAGAGUCCUUCCGGCGGCAGUGGCAGCUCCGGGUCGCGUUCCACCAACCUGCGAGUAGUCAUACCGACGCCCAUGAACCCGACAAUUAGUGGCGACGACAUAUCCUACGUGGAGCACACACGGCAGCAGACGAAUUUAAACACGCCGGUCGUAGCACUACAGACUCCGAUUCCGGGUUUGACGAACUACACCACCACGCUGGGCUCGUUCGGGGCGCAGGACUUUUCGCUCAAUCCGGAUCUCAUGAUUGGUCCUUGGAGUGCGGCCUCCAACCACAGCCAAAACUCCGCAGCCGCCGCCGCUGCCGCAAUGGGCUCCUUGCAACAUUCGAGCGGUUUGCCCCAUCUAGCUGUUUCGAACAGCACCCCGCCACCGUCAACCUCUCCGCUGUCGGUGAAGAUCAAGGCGGAACCGAUCUCGCCGCCACGAGAGCACCACAACAACGUGUCGCACCAGCACCACCAUGGACCCGGCGUCCCCGGGGGAGGGGGAGGUGGUAUGAACGGCACUCCGUCCGGAAGCAGCAGUAGUAACAAUGCUGGCGGCGGUGGCAGUGCCAGCAGCAACAGUGUGAACGCCACUAGCAACAACAGUGGCGCUUCCAGCCAACAGAACGGAGGCGGCAAUCCGCAACAGCAGCUAACGUCGAUGGGGAACGUGGUGGUGUCGGGCAACAGCGGAGCGACGUCCGCGAGUUCGUUAGGAGCCAAUUUGAGCCACUCCCACUUGAUACACUCACGUCCCUCCUCAACCGGGCAUCUCACACCGACUCCCGACUCCUAUAUGCCUCUUACCGGGCAUCUAACAGGUUCCGUGACCCCCACCAACGCUCCGUCGCCGGUCGACAUAAGGCACCUUAGCACGGGCGGCAGCCACCUGCCCGAAUACGACGCCCCUACAGCGCAGGCGCAUAAAAGACCAAGAAUAUCGGAAGGCUGGGCAACAUAG